Heterotrigona itama is the source of this 1830-nucleotide messenger RNA. The record is from the annotation of a GenBank genome assembly. Lineage: Eukaryota; Metazoa; Arthropoda; Insecta; Hymenoptera; Apidae.
AUGUCGUCGUUCGAUCUGAAUGAUCUUGGAGCACAAUUAGAAGACGUUGCUGAAAGUAAUGCCAGCAGUGGUGUAUCUUUCGCAAAGCAAUCGCUCAAACUUGACACCGAGGAAGACGCAUUGGAGAUAGUCAAAGCAAUAAGAGCGUGUACAAAUUUGGAAUAUUUAGACUUGGAAGGCAACACUUUAGGACCGCUUGCUGCCAAAGCUGUGGCACAAGCACUGCAAGAAAAUGGUUCAUUAAUGAAACGAGCCCUUUGGAAAGAUAUGUUCACUGGUCGCGUAAAGACUGAGAUACCAAAAGCUCUUGAAUAUCUUGGCUCUGCAUUAUGUAUUGCUGGUACACGUCUUUUUGAGCUUGAUUUAAGUGAUAAUGCUUUUGGUCCAAUUGGUAUUAAAGGACUAGCCAAUUUUUUGACUUCUAGUUCUUGUUAUACUCUUCGUGUAUUGAGACUAAAUAACAAUGGACUUGGAAUAUCUGGUGGUAAAAUGUUGGCAAAAGCAUUAUUAGAUUGUUAUGAUAAUAGUACACAAGGAGGAUCACCUCCCUUAGCAUUACAAGUGUUUGUAGCUGGAAGAAAUAGACUGGAAAAUGAAGGUGCAAAGGCACUAGCAUCUGUUUUCCAAAAAUUAACCAGUUUAGAGGAAGUGGUUAUGCCUCAAAAUGGUAUAUAUCAUGAGGGUAUAACGGCAAUAGCUAAUGGAUUGUCUUCUAAUCCUAGAUUGCGAGUUCUAAAUCUCAAUGAUAAUACUGUUGGGCUGAAAGGAGCUCAAGCAAUUGCCAAGGCAUUGCCAAAUUUCAAAAAUUUAGAACAGCUUAAUCUUGGCGAUUGUUUACUCAAAACCCAAGGUGGUAUAGUUUUGGCAGAAGCACUAGGAGUUCAAGGAGGUUAUCCGUUACUUACUGAACUUAAUUUAAGUUAUAAUGAAAUUGGAACCAAGGGUGCUAAUCCUUUAGCUCUUGCUGUGGCGGACAAAGAACAUCUUAUAACCUUACAAUUGGAUGGAAAUUUGUUUGGUCAAACUGGUCGUACCAUUUUGCGCGAUUCGCUUACAGUUUCUGAAAGAAUUGGAUCAUUAAGUAUAUUGAGCGAUAAUAGUGACGACGAAGAUGAUGAUGAUGAAGACUCUAAUGAUGAUGAAGAAAAUAUAAAGGAAAAUGAAGAAGAAAAUGAAGAGGAAAAUGAAGAAAGUGAUGAAAAAGACGAUGAAAGUGAGGAUGAAAAUAAAAAAAAUAGAGAUAAUAAUAAACAUGCAUUUAUAAAUGACACUGCAUUAUCAAAAGUAACAGUUGCAGAAUUUCUAAAAUCACCAAUUGGAGAAAAAUUAUUAUUAUUACAAGGUGACGUAAUACAAGAUUUUGUAAAUUAUGCCAAAGAAGUAUCAAAACAUAGUAAGAAUACAUCUUCAAAAUUGAAAUUCAUUGAAGAGUUUACGAGAAUAAUUAUGAAAGUAUCAGCACUCAGUACAAGUGGUUAUAUUGAUGUGAGAUUAAAAUCUCAAAAUCUCACCGAUGCUUUGUAUUCCAAGCUAUGCUUCUUUGCAAUGCAAAGUAAUCAGGUUCCUACUUGGAAUAAUGCAUUGUUAGUCAAUUUAGGUUUAAUAAAAGCUGAAGAUAAAAAUAGUGGAAAAAUUGAUUGGAAUUUGGAAGGAUGUUUUAAAGCGUUAGAAAUAGUUAGUCAAAAAGAUUACUUUCUACAAGAAAUACGAACUACAUUAAUUUUCUUUUUACAAAAGCCAAUAAGAAUGAAUAAAAUGAAAGUUGUGGAUUCGUUUCAACAUUCGAAAGACUCUCUUAAAACUGUUUUAUGUCGUAUCCAAAAUACAUAA